This is a messenger RNA of Sorghum bicolor (sorghum), 1699 nucleotides long. Its product is annotated as phosphoglucan phosphatase DSP4, amyloplastic. The transcript has 14 exons. Gene Ontology annotation, cellular component: chloroplast. The coding region runs from base 134 to 1255 and encodes 373 amino acids. NCBI's taxonomy places the organism in Eukaryota, Viridiplantae, Streptophyta, Magnoliopsida, Poales, Poaceae. Gene Ontology annotation, biological process: protein dephosphorylation; starch catabolic process. Gene Ontology annotation, molecular function: starch binding; carbohydrate phosphatase activity; protein tyrosine/serine/threonine phosphatase activity. The record is from RefSeq and is a predicted model, not a curated record.
CCCCGUCGUCCCUCCCCUCCCCUCUCCGUCGUCCACCGCUGCCACUGCGAGCUCGGCUCGUCUCGCCUCUCGCGCCAGACGGGACCCGCGUUGCCUCGCCGUCCCGCGCGCACCAGCCCGGCCGGGGGAAACCAUGAACUGCCUCCAGAACCUGCUCAAGGAGCCUCCAAUCGUGGGAUCCAGGUCGAUGAGGCGGCCCUCUCCGCUUAAUCUGGCGAUGGUUCGCGGCGGCAGUCGCCGAUCAAACACCGUCAAAACUUUGCAGGCACCAGGGGCGUCCACUUCCGGUGCCGAGAGCAGCGCCGUCGAGAUGGGCACCGAGAAGUCUGAAGUGUACAGCACUAACAUGACGCAUGCUAUGGGAGCAGCGUUGACAUAUAGACAUGAACUUGGAAUGAACUACAAUUUCAUACGCCCAGACUUGAUUGUAGGAUCCUGCUUACAGAGCCCACUUGACGUUGAUAAGCUUCGGAAGAUUGGUGUAAAAACUGUAUUCUGCUUGCAGCAAGAUUCAGAUCUUGAAUAUUUUGGAGUUGACAUCGGAGCCAUCCAAGAUUAUUCUCUACAAUUCAAAGAUAUUAUGCACUGCCGUGCUGAAAUUAGGGAUUUUGAUGCUUUUGAUUUGCGAUUGAGGCUUCCUGCUGUGGUUAGCAAAUUGCACAAGCUUGUCAACUGUAAUGGCGGUGUAACAUAUAUACAUUGUACUGCUGGACUUGGAAGAGCUCCUGCUGUUGCAUUGGCUUAUAUGUUCUGGAUUCUUGGGUACAGUCUCAAUGAGGGACAUCAGCUGCUGCAGAGUAAAAGGGCUUGCUUUCCGAAGUUGGAAGCCAUUAAGUUGGCCACUGCUGACAUUCUGACAGGAUUAUCAAAAAACACAAUCACUUUAAAGUGGGAAGAUGAUGGUUCUUCCUCUGUUGAAAUUUCUGGGCUCGACAUUGGCUGGGGCCAGAGAAUUCCUUUGACAUAUGAUGAGGAGAGAGGAGCUUGGUUUCUUGAGAAAGAGUUGCCUGAAGGACGGUAUGAAUACAAAUACAUAGUGGAUGGCAAGUGGCUAUGCAACGAGCAUGAGAUGUUGACGAAACCGAACGCUGACGGUCACGUGAACAACUAUGUCCAGGUCUCCAGAGACGGUACCAGUGACGAAGAGAAGGAGCUAAGGGAGCGGUUGACUGGUCCAGACCCUGUUCUCACGGACGAGGAAAGGCUGAUGAUCAGAGAGUACUUGGAACAGUAUGCGGAUGCCGGGGAGCGCUAGGAAGGUCUGGUGUAUAAACAAGCAAGCGCAUUGGGAUUUGGUGGUACUGGGUACUAAUAAGUAUGUACGUAUGUAUGACAUAAACUGCAGAAGAAUGGGCUCGGGUGCAGUCUGGGAGCAGAACAGUAGACCAUGGUGAUGCCUGAUGCAGAGACGAGACGACGGACCGAAGCCGACCUGACCGCACCUUGCUUCCUUCCCUUCCCGGAAACGUCGGGCUUCCUUCCCCCUGUUGUCCAUAGUACAGUAGCUUAACCGUGGAAAAGGGCACAUUCUGCUCGCAUAGUUGAAGGACCAAAUUGUACGUAAGUAUUGUUGAACAGCUGUGCAGAAAUAAUAAGUAGUAGCGUCAAACUAGUGACUGGAAUAAUAUUAAUAGUAAUAAAGUUACUAGUGCAUGUUCCUGAAUGAAUGAAUAAAGAGUAAUCUUUUGGAUCGCUGUUA